AGCAAUAUACACUCGUCAAGCAGCAUGGCCAUUCGCCGCAUGCCCACUCCAUCUCCGCAGAGCGAAGUCAACACGCCCAUGGCCGACAGCUGGUGUGUCACUGAGGUGAAAGUAGUGAAAUUUUCCUACAUGUGGACCAUCAACGAUUACAGCUUCUGCCGCGAACAGUUUGGGGAGGGGCUCACCAGUUCGGCAUUUUCUGAACGGGCCAAUUACAAGACCUGGUGGUGCCUAACGAUUCAUCCUAAGGGGCUGGACGAGGAGAGCAAGGACUACAUGUCCUUGUACCUGAAGCUAGUUUCGUGCCAUACGAGUGUGGUCCACGCCAAGUUCAAAUUUUCAAUCCUCAAUGCAAACCGGGAAGAGAGCAUGGCAAUGGAGAGUCCAAGGGUGUACCACUUUGUUCCAGGAAAAGAUUAUGGCUUCAGGAGGUUUAUUCUAAGCGACUACUUGCUCGACAAGGCCAACGGACUGCUUCCUGACGACAAGCUUACUCUCUACUGUGAGGUGAGAGUUAUUGCGAACCCGGUGAACAUCUCAGGGUGGAAUGACGCCAUGCAGCUCAGUGUGCCAAGGUUUCGGUUGUCUGACGACCUUGGGGACCUCUUUGAGAGCGAGGACAUAAGCGACGUCAUCCUGAGGGUCAACGGUCGGGAAUUGCGUGCCCACAAGACUAUUCUUGCAGCCCGGUCACCAAUAUUUAAGGCCAUGUUUAAGCACGAUGUGGAAGAGAAGAAGCAGAAUCGUGUGGACAUAACAGACAUAGACCACGAGGUGCUGCGAGAGAUGAUGUGGUUCAUCUACACUGGCCGAGCACCCAACCUAUUCAAGAUGGCGGCAGACCUCCUGACUGCCGCAGACAAGUAUGCUUUGGAACGAUUAAAAUUCAUGUGUGAGGAGGCCCUGUGCUCAAAGCUGUCGGUUGAAACGGCUGCGGAGUUGCUCAUUCUGCCAGACAUGUACAGCGCCAACCAGCUGAAGGCACACGCCCUUGACUUCAUCACGACGCAUUCCACGGUUGUAAUGAAGACAGCGGGCUGGAUGAGCGCGAUGCACUGUCACCCGCAUGUGAUUGCCGAUGCCUUCCAAGCACUGCCAACCCAGCAGAUCCUGCUCACACAGCCAAUACUUCUACAUAAUGACUAG
This is a messenger RNA of Rhipicephalus microplus (southern cattle tick), 1146 nucleotides long. Its product is annotated as protein roadkill-like. The record is from RefSeq and is a predicted model, not a curated record. Lineage: Eukaryota; Metazoa; Arthropoda; Arachnida; Ixodida; Ixodidae.